AUAUUGGUUGUAUAACUGCAAGAGAUCAAUGGACAUGAUAAAAAAAUCAGUGGAAAAGCAGGUAGAUGUAUUGAGGCCUCCACUUCCUGAGCAAGCACCCUGGCUUAUAUAUACACACGGAACUUCUAAGAAAAAACAGAUACAAACCUUCUUCACCAUCUCCGACAACAAUUCCUACCUCAAGAGUAUCCCUAUCUUGCGCGGUAAAUCCAUCUGUGGUUCCUGUCAUGGCUGGUUAAUUCUACGCGAUUCCAUCGAUCCAAAACAAUUCUCUUUGUGCAAUCUGGUCACUGAGCAAUCUCUACUUCUACCUCCAUUGUCGUCAUUACCAAUGUCAACUUUAGGAGAUACAGAGUUAUCAACAUGUACGCUCACAUCACCCCCAUGUUCAGAGGAUUGUAUACUUUUCUUGUUUUUCACAGACCAAGUAUUUUCUUGUCGUCCUAAAAGUAAGGAUGAAGAUGGUACUAGUAUUAGUUCCAGUUGUAGUUGGGUCAGUCAAAAAAUUGAUAUUGAUGGUAAAAGAACAGGGUUAUACUCUGCCAUUAGUCACAAAGGUUUAAUAUAUUGCUGCGCUCUUUCUCCUGUCCACCGUAUAUUGUUAUUAUGUAUGAAGGUUGCUGAUGACCCCUCCAACACACUCACUAAGUUCUUGCAGUUGGAGGAGCCAAUUUGCACCUUUCGUCGCGCUACUAGUAACUACUACAUAGUUGAAUCCUGUGGUCAUAUAUAUUGGGUCUGUCCUUGUUCACGCUAUGGACAGGACUUGAGCAUCAACAAUGUGGAAAUUUGGGAAUUGGAUAUGCAUUCCAAAAAAUGGGUGCACGUCAAGUGUUUGGGUGGUCGUGCCUUUUUUGUUGCUCUUAAUUGUUCCACUUGGUGUUGGGCAUCCAACGGACUUCAAGAGAAUUGUGUCUACCUUCUUGUUCCGUCCGAAAACGAUAAGAUUUUUUACUCAUACAGCCUAGAUGAGAAAAGUUUAACUGUUUUUCGGCCUCUCCCAAACUUGAAGACACCAUACAGCACUCCUGUGUGGUUUAAUGCGAUGCCACAACAUGAACAUCAAAGGUUAUUAGCUGUGCAUGAUGUGCAAAGAUCACUAGAAUUUACUCAGAUUGGUAGCAGUAUCCAACCACAUGAAAAUGAAAGACGAGAAAGCGAAUGCAAGCCAACCAAGUUACCUGAAGAUAUACUAUGGUUGAUCUCAAAGCAUUUGCAUUUGUUUGAUUAUUGGAACUUUCGAGCUAGUAGCAAGGUAUUUCAUUCAGCAAUCCCCUUAGUAACUCAACGAAGACCCCAUAACUUGCUCCCUUUGUUUAUAUUCUUUAAGAAUGACAGCGGAUUAUGUCAAGUAAUCGACCCAACUCGAGAUGAUUCACAAUAUAACAUCCUCCAAGUUUCUUCAGAUCCUUUUACUGUUGAUUGUUCUAAGGAUGGGUGGAUCGUUGUAUGUUUAAGGGAAUCAAUAAAGUUCUUCAAUCCUUUUAUGAAGGUGAAAGGGGAUUUCCCUCCUAUAAGAAACAAAUAUCUCAUGAAGUUAGUGGAAUCGGAUUUUCAACCAAUCCUACUUCUCCAGAUUGUUUAACUGUUCUAUUUGAAAAUCAUGUUGAAGGAGUAGUCAUCUUCUACCUUCGAUAUGGGGAUGAAACAUGGACUCGUUGUCAAAUUGUCAAUGAAGAUUCAAUUAGAUUUGAUGUUGUAACUACUAGUUCUGUUUAUUUUGGAGGGGCAUUUUAUUUUAUUGACGUCGAAGGAUGUCUUGGAGAAUUUAGAUUGGUAGGUGAUGAAGAAAGUUGGCAAGUAUACGAUUAUCCGAUUGAAGUAGACUUGAGACUUCAUUCAUGUCAUCUAGUUGAGUGUAAUGGAAAACUCUUUGCUGUA
This is a messenger RNA of Beta vulgaris subsp. vulgaris (sugar beet), 1881 nucleotides long. RefSeq lists its product as hypothetical. The transcript has 2 exons. The record is from RefSeq and is a predicted model, not a curated record. Lineage: Eukaryota; Viridiplantae; Streptophyta; Magnoliopsida; Caryophyllales; Amaranthaceae. Bases 29 to 1585 code for a protein of 518 amino acids.